AAAGGGCUGAUGAUAUGUUAAUAAACUCAUCCUUCUUUUAUCUAGUUCUUCAAAGAUUGGUAUAAGGCACGACCUAUUUUCUUUGGCAAACACUUGAGGGAAAAAUUGUCUGUAAAAACCCAGGAAGGUUUGCUAGAGGAAGAACUGUCUCAAUGUGCUUGUAUAAAACAAAGAGACAGCACAUGCACCCCGCAUGGCCUGAUCUUAGUUGGGACCACCAGAUGCUGCUGCUUCAUCAUGGCCAGAAAACAUCUUAUCCUCUACUGAGUAUAUAUGAAGAAGCCUUAGCUCCAUUAGCACAUUGCUAAUUAUAACUCAGUCUUUCUCCAGCAGAUGCCUGCCUGUUUUGCUGAGAAGCAAGAUUCAAAUGUAAUUCAUUUAAAAAAAAAAAAAUAUGUGUUUUACCUCACACCCCAGGGUCUGGCUGCAACAUGUGAAGAAAAUAUCAGGGAGAGUCUUGCCCUGUGCCUGCAUGUGUCAUACCUAUGCCACAUGAAAAAAGAGGACCUCAUUUUCAAGAGUUGCCAGCUUGACAUCUUUUAUGAGCCCUACUGUAGAUUAUAGAUGAUGAUCAAAAGGAAGCGUGCAGAGGGGUAGAGGUGCUGUCUGAUAGAUGCUCAUAUAGUUAGAAAUUAUUGAAGGGAAGGUAGAAGCAUUUGGGAACAAAAAUAAUAAAGUUAAAUUAAAAUCCAGGGGGCUGUAGGCCUAGAUGAACUAGGAGAUGCCAUGAGGUCAGCCUGCCUGCUCUGGAAGGAAAUGACUAUCAGGAGAUUGGGUCUGACAAAUUUCAUGUUUGAGGGAGUCUCAGACCAGCAGAGACUCCUUGUGCCUGAAGAUGGGUGACUGCAUCUGAAAGCUUGCUAAAAACUGUUUUCCAACUACUCAGUUGGUCUAAUAAAAUAUAUCACAUCUAUUCAAAGAACCUUGCCUGCCUACAUCCUUAGACCAACACGGCUACAACCAAAAACCCAUGUUUGAGGGAUACUCUCUCAGUGGAGGCUCCAAGAGGAGAUUGGACAGAUUAACAACAGACAUGGUCCUCACAAGCAAAAAGGGAUAGUAAAAACGGCUUGGAAAUUUAAGGAAAAGGCCUGAGAAGUGAGAAUAACAAUAUUAUCCAGUGGAGUUCUAAAAUCUCAGUCAUUGCAGUGAUUUUCAUUCCACAAGAGCACAGAUAAGUAGCAGUGAACUGGAAACAUGGGUGAUAUACGAAACUUCACACAGGCAUUGGAAAACGUUUUCAAAGAGAUAUUUCUUAACUACAUGAAUGGCUGGAGGAACAACAUGACAGAAGAACAAGAUGCACUACAAGAACGAGUCAACGCUGAAAACUUCAACUAUGUUAUCUUGUACCUGAUGGUGAUGAUUGGCAUGUUCUCCUUCAUUAUUGUGGCUAUCCUGGUCAGCACGGUUAAGUCAAAGAGGCAAGAGCACUCUGAUGAUCCAUAUCAUCAGUACAUUGUGGAUGACUGGGGAGAAAAGUAUAAGAGCCAGAUCCAGAAUAGAGAAAACUUUAAGUGUACAAUCCAUGAAAACCUUGGUGCAAGGGAGAAAAUGAGCUCACCUUGACUUAUUUGAGACUGUAACAGUGGACAAAUCAUAAAGUACUGCCUAUUGAUUUUGUAAGGAUUUUAGUUGCCUUUACACUAUUAGCUGUGUAUACAAAGAUAUAAAGGCAUAAAUUGUUCCAGGAAAAUAAAGUUUACUGCUGCACUGGGA
Molecule: messenger RNA, 1719 nt
Organism: Alligator mississippiensis (American alligator)
Lineage: Eukaryota; Metazoa; Chordata; Crocodylia; Alligatoridae
Gene: KCNE2
Product: potassium voltage-gated channel subfamily E regulatory subunit 2
Exons: 3
Coding region: 1198-1569 (123 amino acids)
Biological process (GO): regulation of heart rate by cardiac conduction; regulation of ventricular cardiac muscle cell membrane repolarization; negative regulation of delayed rectifier potassium channel activity
Cellular component (GO): membrane
Molecular function (GO): delayed rectifier potassium channel activity; transmembrane transporter binding; potassium channel regulator activity
Source: RefSeq, a predicted model, not a curated record